AUGGUAAUAGGCAGAACAAAAGCAUAUCACUUAGCUGCAGUCAAAAAUGCGGAGUUGUUUCUCCAGUCAGUUGAAAAACCUCAGACCCAAAUCUCGGUCCUUAUGGACAGUAAGAAGGAAGUCAGUAUCAAAGAAAACAGGCACAUACUCAAGUCUGUAGCAGAGAGUGUACUAUACUGUGGUCGCCAGUGCAUUGCACUUAGAGGUACAUCUGAGAAGCAGCAUUCUACUGGCAAUCCUGGAAACUUCUUGGCCCUGAUGAAACUACUUGCAAACCAUGACGAGAAGCUGAAGCAGCACAUGGAACGGCCAAAGCUCAGAAAUGCCACCUACCUCUCGACCCAAACCCAAAAUCAGAUGAUUGACGUGAUAGGAAAGCGAAUGAUUCAGGCCCAGAUUGUGGACGAGGUCAAAAAUGCACAGAUCUAUACAGUCAUGGCUGAUGAGGUGACAUCCCAUAAUGUAGAGCUGAUGCCAUUGUGUGUAAGGUUUGUGGACAAAGACCUAAAUAUCAUGGAGGAAUUGCUGGAGAUUUGCUCUCUGCCACGAAUCACAGGCAGCAAAAAUGUCGGUGUCCAGGCUCUGAUCAAGAAGGACGCACCUAAGGCAGUGUACAAUGGGCAUUGCCUGAACCUUGUCAUUGCAUGCUCCUGUGCUCUUCUGGUUGUGCACAACAUGAUUGACAAGAUGAUGUCUACCAUCAUAUUCUUCACCUACAGCCCGAAGAGGGAACACCUACUUGUGGAGGUUGUAAAUAAGGAUGCACACUCUACCGGACAGAGGAAACCCCUGACUGACAUAUGUCGCACAAGAUGGGCAGAAAGGCAUGACGCCUACAGCCACUUUUAUUGUGGCUUUGUCUUUAUUGUUAAGGCUCUAGAAGUCAUUGCAAUUGGUCUCCAUACAGAAGAUUACAGCCAAGGUGUCACCACUGGAUGGCGGGGACAGUACAAAGCAGAGGCCUAUAGUCUCUUGUCUGGGCUCCAAAACUUCAGUUUCAUCCUGAUCUUCCUCACCAUCUUUCAAGUUUUGUCCCACCUUACAGGCAUCACAGUGAAGCUGCAAAGAACCUCAGUUGACAUCAUCGAGACAUUUAGCAUGGUAGAUGAGGUCAAGAAUAUCUACAAGGAGCAACGUGAGACAAUUGAGGAUGACUUCAACCAGAUCUACGAGCAAGCAAUCAGGAUGGCUGCUCAGGUCAAUGUGCAGCCUACCAGUCAACCACGGGCUGCUGGAAGGCAGACACACAGAGAAAAUGUACCUGCUGAAACUGUGAAGGACUACUAUCAUCGUAACAUGGCUAUACCUUUCCUAGACCAUGUCAUCUUGGAGUUUGAAUCCAGAUUUAGUCCACUAUCUGUAACCGCAUCAAGGCUCCUGGGUCUAAUUCCGUCUAUACAGUGCAACUCAGAUGUGACAGUGGACAUCUCUGAAGCAGUCCUACUUUACCAAGAUGACUUACCUUCACCAGAGCUGAUUGACCAGGAACUGAAAUGCUGGAAACUGAAGUGGCAAAACAAGUCAUCAGAACAAAGGCCAACUUCAUGUGCUGAGGCAAUCAAUAAAUGUGAUGUGCUGAUCUACCCAAACGUCUUCAAGCUUCUCAAAAUAGCUUGUACUCUGCCAGUCACCUCAUGUGAAUGUGAACGGUCAGCCAGCACUCUCCGGAGACUGAACACAUUCAUGCGUAGCAGCAUGGGAGAGGACCGCUUGUCAUCCUUGACCCUCAUCCAUACACACUAUGACAUGGAAGUCAACCUGGAUGAAGCUGUGAACAUAUUCUCCAAAUUGUACCCAAGCAGAUUGGAACUGACCAGUGUUCUCAUUUCAUAA
Myxocyprinus asiaticus (Chinese sucker) is the source of this 1833-nucleotide messenger RNA. Its product is annotated as 52 kDa repressor of the inhibitor of the protein kinase-like. Bases 1 to 1833 code for a protein of 610 amino acids. The transcript has a single exon. Lineage: Eukaryota; Metazoa; Chordata; Actinopteri; Cypriniformes; Catostomidae. Gene Ontology annotation, molecular function: protein dimerization activity. The record is from RefSeq and is a predicted model, not a curated record.